AUGAAACCUCAUACAUCGCAGACUGUUCACCCAAUGAUAGAACUUGCUCUGCGUCCCGAAUCAGUGGGUUAUCAUGAUCGCCUGGAGGAACGUAUACGAGCACUGAAGGCAGAGGACUUAAAGGCACCACUUGAAGGUUCUUAUGAUCUCGUUCGACCAACUAAACCUAAUGCUGUUGCUCGAUCAUCACCACUUGGAAGAAAAGGCAAAGUCGUGGUCAGGAGAGUUCACCAGUUUUUCAAUGAGCUCAAAAGACUUCUUGGAAACUCCUGCCGAGGAACGAUUCUAGCGAGACCCGUAAAAAUGACGGCCCUGGCAUGUGGAGUUUCUACUGUGACAGUGAAAAGGAUCGGGGUUAAAGAGAAAUUUGUGCAUGAGCUCAUACCACGCACUGUGAGAGACCCAGCAGCGAGCGAAGAAGCCAUGCAGGAGGCAACAUUACGGAAGUAUGGAAUUGAAUGGGGUCCAAUUGUGAAGUGGUUUAUUAGAGAACAACUGAAAAAAGAGCAUAUGACUGUGUGCGCAUUGCAUGAAAAGCUGUGUGAAGCUUACGCCGAUUUUCCUAUGUCAGAAAGUACUUUGAGACGUUUUGUGAAGGCUUUAGGCGUCACAUAUGGUAGAAUCAAAGGUAUUCCGUAUAUGCUUGUAUAG
Strongylus vulgaris is the source of this 651-nucleotide messenger RNA. NCBI's taxonomy places the organism in Eukaryota, Metazoa, Nematoda, Chromadorea, Rhabditida, Strongylidae. The record is from the annotation of a GenBank genome assembly.